This is a messenger RNA of Arabidopsis arenosa, 2317 nucleotides long. Lineage: Eukaryota; Viridiplantae; Streptophyta; Magnoliopsida; Brassicales; Brassicaceae. The record is from the annotation of a GenBank genome assembly.
CCAGACAGUGAUGACGAUAUAGUAAAUGAGACCAGAGGGAGGAUUAACCACCAUUUCCUGUCAUGAAUACAGCUACAGACACAGUUUCCGCCGCCGCAGCAGCUCUAGCUCCGCCUCCACAGCCUCCGCAGCCUCACCGUCUCUCUACCUCUUGUGACCGUCACCCAGAAGAGCGGUUCACCGGUUUUUGCCCUUCUUGUCUCUGUGAACGUCUCUCAGUCUUAGAUCAGAGCAACAAUGGCGGUGCCUCUUCUUCUUCUUCCUCUAAAAAACCUCCGACCAUCUCUGCUGCGGCUCUCAAGGCUCUCUUUAAGCCUUCCGGUAACAACGGAGGAGGCGGUGGAAACAACAACGGAAACGGCCGGGUUAAACCCGGAUUCUUCCCGGAGCUCCGUCGUACGAAAUCUUUCUCGGCGUCUAAGAACAACGAAGGAUUCUCCGGCGUGUUUGAGCCACAACGUAGGUCUUGUGACGUCAGACUUCGAAGCUCUCUGUGGAACUUGUUUAGCCAAGAUGAGCAACGAAACCUUCCAAGCAAUGUCACCGGCGGUGAGAUUGAGGUGGAGCCGAGGAAAUCUAGCGUUGCGGAGCCUGUUUUAGAGGUUAACGAUGAAGGAGAAGCUGAAAGUGACGACGAAGUUGAAGAGGAAGAGGAGGACUUCGUUGAAGCUGGCGACUUUGAGAUUCUCAAUGAUUCCGGCGAACUAAUUGUGGAAAAAAGCGACGAGAUUGUUGAAGUUAGAGAGGAGAUUGAAGAAGCGGAGAAACCAGAAAAGGGUUUAAGCGAAGAGGAGUUGAAGCCGAUAAAGGAUUACAUAGAUCUUGAUACUCAAACCAAGAAGCCAUCGGUGCGACGGAGUUUUUGGUCGGCGGCCUCUGUUUUCAGCAAGAAGCUUCAGAAAUGGAGGCAGAAUCAAAAGAUGAAGAAGCGACGGAACGGCGGCGACCAUCGGCCGGGAUCAGCUAGAUUACCGGUGGAAAAACCGAUUGGGAGACAGCUCCGGGAUACUCAAUCUGAGAUUGCUGAUUACGGAUUCGGUCGGAGGUCGUGCGAUACCGACCCUCGAUUCUCUCUCGACGCCGGAAGAUUCUCUCUUGACGCCGGAAGAUUCUCCGUUGAUAUCGGUAGGAUCUCGCUUGAUGACCCUCGUUACUCGUUUGACGAACCGAGAGCUUCUUGGGACGGAUCUUUGAUCGGACGGACAGCGUUUCCUCCCGCCGUGAGAGCUCCUCCGCCGCCGUCAAUGCUUUCGGUGGUGGAGGAUGCGCCGCCGCCGGUGCACCGUCACGUAACCCGAGCGGAUAUGCAGUUUCCGGUGGAAGAACCGGCGCCGCCACCACCGGUGGUUAACCAAACUAACGGUGUGUCCGACCCGGUUAUCAUCCCGGGCGGGUCAAUCCAAACCCGAGACUACUACACUGAUUCAUCGUCAAGGAGGCGGAAGAGUCUCGACAGGUCUAGCUCCAUGAGGAAGACUGCUGCAGCGGUUGUGGCGGAUAUGGACGAGCCAAAACUUUCAGUGUCGUCGGCUAUAUCAAUUGACGCUUACUCAGGAUCACUGAGAGACAACAAUUACGCGGCGGAGACGACGGAUAACGGCUUUUUCCGGGAACCGGCGGUGAUGAUCGGCGAGAGGAAAGUGAAUAGUAACGAUAGUAACAAGAAAUCGAGACGGUGGGGGAAAUGGAGCAUCUUAGGGCUUAUUUACAGGAAGAGUGUUAACAAGUAUGAGGAAGAAGAGGAGGAGGAAGAGGAUAGGUAUAGGAGAUUAAACGGUGGAAUGGUGGAGAGAUCGUUAUCGGAGUCAUGGCCGGAGCUGAGAAACGGUGGAGUAGGAGGUCCGAGGAUGGUGAGGAGUAAUAGCAAUGUGAGCUGGAGGAGUUCCGGUGGUGGAUCAGCGAGGAAUGUCAACGGAUUCGAUAGGAGGAAUAAGAGUUCAAGGUACUCACCUAAGAAUGGGGAAAACGGAAUGUUGAAGUUUUACUUGCCACAUAUGAAAGGUAGCCGGAGAAUGAGCGGUGCAGGAGGAGGAGGAGGCGGCGGUGGUGGUGGAGGCGGCGGGUGGGCGAAUAGUCAUGGGCAUUCUAUAGCGAGGAGUGUAAUGAGGCUGUAUUGAUCAACAAAAUUGUUCAUUGGAUGGUUUAGGGGUUUAGCUCUAUGAAUUCUGAACCUUUUGUUCUUUUUUUUGUAUUUCGUUGGUUUUGGGUUUAAUUUCUCGGUGUAAUUGGUUUACUUUUUAAUGUUAAGGGGGGAGGCAUUUUCAAACGAAUCACUUGUUGUUGUCUAUUUUAACCGGAAUAAACCGCCUUUCGACCA